This is a messenger RNA of Vollenhovia emeryi, 978 nucleotides long. RefSeq names its product gastrula zinc finger protein XlCGF7.1-like. NCBI's taxonomy places the organism in Eukaryota, Metazoa, Arthropoda, Insecta, Hymenoptera, Formicidae. The transcript has a single exon. The record is from RefSeq and is a predicted model, not a curated record. Bases 1 to 978 code for a protein of 325 amino acids.
AUGUCGAUUUGGAAACGCAAAGAAGAAACGAAAACGCAGAAGAAUUGCAAAAAACGCCCUGCGCUCGGCUGCGACGUCUGUCCUAAACGCUUCAAGAGCAAGUACUUGUUGAAACAGCACAAACUCACGCAUACGGCGGAGAUCGCCCACGGAUGCAAGACGGAUGUGAAAGAGAAUUCCGCGCUCACCGACACGGUGCCGCGAAACCAGGAAGCACUCUCGUGCGUAAUGUGCGACUUUCGCUGCAACAAGAGGUCCACGAUGAUCGCGCAUCUCUCUGAGAAGCACGAGGCCAUGGACAACGACAGGUUCGCCAGCAGCAAGCGUGAAUUCACCUGCAUCGUCUGCGGCCUGGUAUGCGCCCGCAAGGAGACCCUGAGGUCGCACUUCGUUCGCAAGCAUACCCAGCAUUACGGUUACUCGUGUGAGCACUGCGGCAAGGAGUUUAAGAUCAAGGGCGACCUCACCACGCAUACCAGACUGAACCACCGGGAGUCGCCAGUGAUGUGCGACGUCUGCGGCAAGACUUGCCGUAACAGCCACAGUCUGUACACCCAUCAGAAGCACGCGCAUUACAAGGCGAAGUACGAGUGCCCGCUGUGCCAUCGGCGCCUCGUCACUCAGGAGAAUUUGGAUCAGCACGUGCUGACGCAGCACGAGAGGAAGGAGAAGUCGGUAUGCGAGGAGUGCGGCAAGACGUUCUUCGAGAAUUACGAUCUGAGGAAGCACAUGAGGAUCCACACGGGCGAUAAGCCGUACAGCUGCACGGUCUGCGGCAGAGCGUUCGCCAGGCACAGUAGUCUGAGCCAGCAUCUUCUUCUACAUACCGGCGAGCGUAUCUACUCGUGCGACGUGUGCAACAAGUCGUUUGCUCAGAAGGCGGGUCUCAUCUGUCACAGGAAAAUUCAUUCGGGCGUUCUGCCGCCCCUGCCGGUCAUACAUAUCGAUCAUAUACUGAAGGAGUUCAUUAAGAAAUAA